CCUCUACUCCUGAGGAGAAGAAAGAAAACUAAAAACGUAGCCACACAACCUCCAGGCUAGUCAAGUAAAGACUCUUUAAGAGUCAUCAUGCGGUCAGUGGUUCUCCUCGUUAUGAUUGGACUUGUGGAGCUGGGUGUCAGCCAGCAUUACAGUCAGCUCCAGUGGCUUUCACAGCUGAGAGGACGACGCCGGCAUGUCGGCUGGCAGGCCGAGGACAUGGACUGCCCCCUGGAGUGUGACUGCCCGUCUGCCUACCCCACAGCUAUGUACUGUCACGGCCGCAACCUGCAGCAUGUUCCCUACGUCCCUUCACAUAUCAAAUACGCCUACCUGCAGCGUAACCAGAUCACAAGCAUCCAGGAUGGAGUGUUUGACAAUGCUACAAACUUGCUGUGGGUUGUACUGUUUCACAACCAGCUCAACUCAGACAAGAUUGGCAAGAAUGUUUUCAGCAAGCUCAAGAACCUGGACCAGCUGUACUUGGAUCACAAUGAGCUCACACGAGUGCCUCCAAACUUGCCCAAUUCAAUCACAACAUUGCGACUUGGUCACAACAAGAUCUCAAAAAUAAACUCUAACUCGUUUGAGGGGAUGGCUAAUAUCACCACACUGCAGCUCCAAGCAAAUGCCAUAGAGGAUGUUGGAGGUGUGUUCAAGGGACUGAAGUCUCUGACCUUGUUGGAUAUACGAAAGAACAAGCUGAGGAAAAUCCCUGAAAACCUUCCCGAGACGCUGCAGCAGCUCUACUUGGAGUUCAACAACAUAGACAGCGUGCCAGCAGGAUUUCUCUCCAUGUAUCCCAAACUGCAUUUUGUCCGGUUGGCUCAUAACAGGCUGACAGAUAAAGGUCUUCCCUACAAUGUCUUUAACAUCAGCACGCUGGUUGAGCUUGAUCUGUCUUUUAAUAAACUGGAGAAAAUCCCUCUUGUUAGUAGGAACCUGGAGAACCUUUAUUUACAUGCCAAUAAGAUCAAAGAGUUCUCGCUGAGCAGUUUUUGCAGCACCAUUGACAUGAGAAACUUCUCCAGGCUGAGAGUGCUGCGCUUGGAUGCCAACAAGAUCGGUGCCAAAGACAUUCCUGCCGAAGCCGCCUACUGUUUGCGUCGUGUUGCUUUCAUUGAUGUGUAGUGCGUCCGGCUCUCUUGCGUGUGCGAUGCGUCUUAUGUCAUCCCUGGUGCCUCUGCUCCAUCUGUAGCAAACAGACCUGUUAUCAUCUGUGAUCAUCGUUUGACCAACAUGCUGACAGUCCACUCCAUCAAAACAUUUUGUCUGUUAAGAUAAUGUGUUUUUAAGAUGCUAUGAGUGCCAUUAUUAUUAUUCCAAUUGAUUAAACAGCUCCAGUGUUAGUCAACGGGAAAUACCACUGUUGUAUAAUCACGUAUCCAGAUGUUGUAUGGCUCAACGAGUGAUUUGAAGAGGCCACAUGACUUGUUGUCCUAAACUAAUUAGAUUAUCAGUUCUAGCGUUUUGGCAAAAUCAUACUCCAAUUAUAGAUAUCACUGAUGCCGAUGAUGGAAAGUUAUGCCUGUAUCAUGUCAGCCACAAUAAUACCUGUAUAAUCUGUGAUUAGAUUGGUGUUAGAUUCAGUUUGGAUCUUUGCCUCCACCGUGUGGCAUAAGGUGAUAAAACAGCAGCAAUGAGUCUCUCUGUAACGUACUUUCCAUCAUGAAUACAUGGCUUCAUGUUU
This is a messenger RNA of Labrus bergylta (ballan wrasse), 1687 nucleotides long. NCBI's taxonomy places the organism in Eukaryota, Metazoa, Chordata, Actinopteri, Labriformes, Labridae. The record is from RefSeq and is a predicted model, not a curated record.